AUGGCACCAUCUGCUGUUGAAGUCGUAGAGCCUACCACUCUUCCUCACAAGGGAGGCAUCCCCAUUGGCAAUGGCAAACUCCACACCAACGGAGCUGUUCAGGCCCUCGACGGGAAGUGGAAGGAAUUCUCUUUCGAACCCAUCAGGGAGUCACAGGUCGCUCGUGCUAUGUAUCGACGAUACUUCAAGGACCUUGACACUUACGCCGAAUCUGACAUUGUCAUCGUCGGUGCCGGCUCAUGCGGUCUUAGCACGGCUUAUACCCUUGCCAAGGCUCGCCCUGACCUGAAGAUUGCGAUUAUUGAGGCUAGCGUCUCUCCUGGUGGUGGUGCUUGGCUUGGAGGCCAGCUUUUCAGUGCUAUGGUUAUGCGCAAGCCGGCCGAUAAGUUCUUGAACGACAUUGGUGUACCAUUCGAGGAUGAGGGAGCUUACGUCGUGGUCAAGCACGCUGCCCUCUUCACGUCGACCCUAUUGUCGAAAGUUUUGGCUUUCCCUAACGUCAAGCUUUUCAAUGCCACCGCUGUCGAGGAUCUCAUCACCCGUCGUGACGAGUCUGGCAAUAUCCGAAUUGCUGGUGUUGUCACUAACUGGACCCUGGUCUCAAUGCACCAUGACGACCAAUCCUGCAUGGACCCUAGCACCAUCAAUGCGCCUGUCAUCAUCAGCACCACUGGUCACGAUGGACCGUUCGGUGCUUUCAGCGUCAAGCGACUAGUCAGCAUGCAAGCUAUCGAGAAGCUCGGCGGCAUGCGCGGCCUAGAUAUGAACACUGCUGAAGACGCCAUCGUCAAGGGUACCCGAGAAAUCGUGCCCGGCUUGAUUGUAGGCGGUAUGGAGCUCAGCGAGGUUGACGGAGCCAACCGUAUGGGUCCCACCUUUGGUGCCAUGGCUCUAUCUGGCGUAAAAGCGGCAGAGGAGGCUUUGAAGGUGUUUGAGCAGCGCCAGAAGGAGAAUGCAAUCUAA
This is a messenger RNA of Daldinia childiae, 963 nucleotides long. Its product is annotated as Thiamine thiazole synthase. The transcript has 3 exons. Gene Ontology annotation, biological process: thiamine biosynthetic process. The record is from RefSeq and is a predicted model, not a curated record. NCBI's taxonomy places the organism in Eukaryota, Fungi, Ascomycota, Sordariomycetes, Xylariales, Hypoxylaceae. Bases 1 to 963 code for a protein of 320 amino acids.